Messenger RNA from Emericellopsis cladophorae, 939 nucleotides. RefSeq names its product COBW domain-containing protein-like protein. The record is from RefSeq and is a predicted model, not a curated record. Gene Ontology annotation, cellular component: cytoplasm. The transcript has 6 exons. Bases 1 to 939 code for a protein of 312 amino acids. Lineage: Eukaryota; Fungi; Ascomycota; Sordariomycetes; Hypocreales; Bionectriaceae.
AUGGAUCUUGAAGAUGACACUCCGCCGGAACUUGUCGAUAUUCAGGCUGACAGAGAGACGGAUGCAUCAACGCAGGAAAUCACUGCGAAAGUGCCAAUCACGAUAGUCACCGGCUACCUCGGCGCUGGCAAAACGACGUUACUCAACUACAUCCUCACAGCUCGACAUGGCAAGAAAAUUGCAGUGAUCAUGAACGAAUUUGGGGAUUCAUUGGACAUUGAGAAGUCCCUGACCGUUAACAAGGGAGGUGAAGAAGUCGAGGAAUGGCUCGAGGUCGGGAAUGGCUGCAUAUGCUGUUCCGUCAAGGACACUGGCGUGAAUGCGAUAGAAUCUUUGAUGGAAAAGAAGGGGGCUUUCGAUUACAUCCUCCUCGAGACUACAGGGCUGGCCGAUCCUGGGAAUCUGGCACCGCUCUUCUGGGUCGAUGACGGGCUAGGCAGUACCAUCUAUCUUGAUGGUAUCGUUACUCUUGUGGAUGCAAAGAACAUCUUGCGCAGUCUCGAGGACCCAAAGGGCAAGCUGGAGGAAGAGGACCACGACGGGCAUGGCCCACUGUUGACGACUGCUCACGUUCAGAUCUCCCAUGCCGAUGUAGUGGUGCUGAAUAAGGUCGAUCUGGUGACCAAAGAGGAGCUAGACCAUGUCAAGGCACGGAUUCAGUCCAUCAAUGGGCUUGCCAAGAUCCAUCUCACAGAGAGGAGCGAGGUCCCGAAGCUGGAGGGGUUCAUACUAGACCUUCAUGCAUAUGACCAAUUCGACGAGGCCCAAGUUGCGCCAAAAGGUCAUAGCCACCUGGAUUCUGGUGUGCAGGAGAUCUUCGAGCUGAUAGACGCCCAUAAUGGUGCUGAAGAAGCCUCGCGGCAGGGUAAGAUCAUUUUGAUCGGUAAAUAUGUCGCGGACGUGGACUUUGAGAAUAGCUUCAAAAAUUUCCUCGGAUGA